Messenger RNA from Danaus plexippus (monarch butterfly), 1841 nucleotides. It is a transcript of the gene Mtl, whose product is annotated as ras-related C3 botulinum toxin substrate 1. The transcript is spliced from 6 exons. NCBI's taxonomy places the organism in Eukaryota, Metazoa, Arthropoda, Insecta, Lepidoptera, Nymphalidae. The coding region runs from base 149 to 736 and encodes 195 amino acids. The record is from RefSeq and is a predicted model, not a curated record. Gene Ontology annotation, biological process: small GTPase-mediated signal transduction. Gene Ontology annotation, molecular function: GTP binding; GTPase activity.
AUUCAUCUUUCAAUGCGUUUUUUUUUCAGUUUUAGAUUUGGACUUUGGUAUAAAUAGAAAAACGCUUUAUAAGAAAUUGUGCUUUUACUGAAAAUAAUAUAUAAGUGUUUUAUUUACAAAUAAAUAAAUAUAUUAUCCGCCAUCAAAGAUGUCGUCAGGAAGACCGAUUAAAUGUGUUGUAGUGGGCGAUGGCACAGUUGGGAAAACAUGCAUGUUGAUAUCUUACACUACUGAUAGUUUUCCUGGCGAAUAUGUGCCUACAGUAUUUGAUAAUUAUUCAGCACCAAUGGUUGUGGACGGAGUGGCUGUGUCACUAGGACUAUGGGAUACAGCUGGCCAAGAAGAUUAUGAUAGACUAAGACCUUUAAGUUACCCACAAACUGAUGUCUUCCUUAUAUGUUUUAGUGUCACCAGCCCUUCAUCUUAUGAAAACGUAACUUCAAAGUGGUAUCCAGAAAUAAAACAUCAUUGUCCUGAUGCACCUAUUAUCCUGGUUGGUACAAAAAUUGAUUUAAGAGAUGAUCGUGAGACACUUAGUCUUUUGUCAGAACAAGGAAUGUCUCCAUUGAAGAGGGAACAAGGACAAAAAUUGGCAAAUAAGAUAAGAGCUGUAAAGUAUAUGGAGUGUUCGGCUUUGACACAGCGCGGCCUUAAGCAGGUAUUUGAUGAAGCCGUGCGUGCAGUGUUACGGCCAGAGCCUCAGAAGAGACACCAAAGGAAGUGUUUAAUUAUGUAAAUAUGGCACACCAAGACAAUAUGUCAAAUGUUAUGCAGGAAUCUCAAAUCAACAGUAAUAAUAUGUUUCUAUACCAUAAUGACAUACAACUACAGAACCGGACUUAAUAUAUCUCAUUGUCUCCCUUUAUUUAAUGUGCCAUAUAAUCCAGGAUGAAACAAAGAAUCUAACAAUGUUUAAACAUCACAAUACUAUGAAUAAUUUAUAUAUAUUUUCUCAUUAUAGCAAAUGAAAAUGCCAAAGAUUUAUAAAUAGGUAUAAGUUACAAUGUAGUUUUUUUUUUAUAUACAAAGGCUGAUAUGGUUGGAAACAGAUUGUUACUGUUAUAAUAUUUUGAGAAGUUAUAUUAUUUUUUUAUAUGAUAAUGACAUCUUCAAUAUUGAAGUUUUUUGGAAUAUAUUCUUAUGCAACGUGAAUUAUUGACUGACAGUUAGUAACGAAGCUAGUUAUGUGUACAACAAUAGUUUAGACAGGUUAGUUGCAAGAAUUAUAUUAACAGGCAUUUAUGUAACCAUCAGCAUUUGAUAAUAGAUCUUCUUAUACAUGACAUACGAUCUAGAUUUUAUCGAUUUAGGCACACGUUUUGUAGACCUAAGCUAGGAGCUACCUAAUGUUUAAAAACUUAUUGUAAUAAUUUACAUUGAGAAUGAAUAGAUAUGUUUAUUCUUAGGACUUGGCAAGAAUCUUUUUUAUAUAACUGUUUUGAGUUAGUCACUUACUAAGUUUAUAAAUAAUGUAUUAAAACAACUGCGAUACUCGAAUGAGGAAGCUUUGUCACGAUUAUUGUGUUUUGUGGUAUAUUUGGUUUUGUUUAGGACUCGUGAAGUGGACGUGUGAUUUAUAAAACGUGUUUUAUAGUCUUUUUUAGGUCAAAUAUUUUUGUAUGUGAAAAAAAAAAUAGCUUAAGAUGACAAGGCAUUUAGUGUGAUUAUACCGCAUCGAUAUUACUCGAAUAUUUUAUAGACUGCUUUGGAGUUACAGGAGAUGCUUGGAGUGAAUGUGUAUAUAAACUUUAAUUAUUUAUGUAAUAAGAACAAAUGGCGCAAUUUACAAAUAAAACCUUAUUGUAAUAUGUACUGCACUUUAUAAAUUAUUGAAUUAUAAA